UGUUAACUGGAUAGUUUUGGAAAUAACCGCCAACUGUUUUGGUAUUGUUGUGAUAAUUAUCUUACUUUUUAAUAAUGAUUUCUGUCUGUUUAUCAUUUAUUGGUUGAAUUUAGAUUAAGCGUAAAAAGAUGGCUCAAUUUCGACAUACUGCCAGAGAGUUAGUGAUCACGUAUGUGAAAAGUGAUGGUAAUUUGUUGAAGUUUUGGGCUUUACCAGCCACAGCAUUGGAAGUGGUAAAAAAUUUGGAAAACCAUUAUGCAAAGGUGGCUAGUGAACAUGAUAAAAUGUCGGGUUAUAUGCGUAACUCUCAAACGCCUGUGGGAAUGAAAUUAAGUGUUAAAUCAAAAAUUAAAAGACAGUGGUGUAGAGCACGUGUCUUGGAUCAUUCAGGAUACACAGACAUUUUAGUGCAGUUAAUGGACUACGGUAAUGAAGAAAAAAUUUCUGUUACGGAUGCAAGAAGAAUCGAAGAUAGACUAAUAUCAAUUGAACCGCAGGCUGUUGAGUGCAUUCUGGCAGAUGUUGUGCCUCCUGGUACCUCUGAAUGGCCGCCUGAAGCGGUCGAAUUUUGUGAGUCACAUUUAUUAUAUCAGACUUUAUCUUGUUAUGUUGUGUCAAGCUAUUUGAAUACACCAGUCGUGCGUGUAGCGAAAGGUGGUGAAAGUGAACCCUUUGUACAGAGACUUAUUAACAGUGGCUUGGCUUUGAUUAAACAGGAAAAACCCGUUCCUCCAGCUGUAUCAUAUAAAGUUAAUACUAUGGAUGCGAAUACUGCACACCUUGUUAAAGUUUCCCAUGUUGAAAGUAUCCGUAAUUUCUACGUGCAACUUGCUGCAGCUGAAGUGGAGCUGCAGCGAUUGAUGGAUGCCAUUCAAAAAUAUGUUGCGCAGGAAAGUUUAGCAUUAGUAAAUGUUCCUCGUGAUUCAGCUGCUUGUUUGGCUGAGUCAGAUCAUUUAUAUCGCCGAGCACGUAUACUCUCAGUAUUACAAGGUAAAUGUAAAAUAUUUUAUGUUGAUUAUGGCUAUACAGAAACAAAAGAAUUUCAAGAGUUAAGAGCUAUACCGCAGUUUUUCAUGACACUUCCUGCUCAAGCAAUUUGUUGUUCAUUGUCUAGUGAUGACCGAGAAGAACUGAGACUAGUUACUAAGGGUUACCACCUUCAGUGCUUUGUUCUUGGAUAUAAUGGAGAUAAAUGUAUAGUCAGUGUGAGACGACAUGGACAAGACAUUAUUACUCCACGCCGCAUUUCUCCACAAAUGCCAGUCUAUUCAGUAACAUACAGAAAACAAAAAUUGAAUCUUGGAUCUAGCAUUGAAGUAACAGUAAGUUCAAUAACUGACAUUACUGAGUUCUAUUGUCAGUUGUUAUGUUUCAAAGAUCAGCUAGAAGCUAUCACAUUUAAAUUGAAUUCUGGAUAUAUUUUUGAAUCUUUGCAUAUUAAUGAGUGUAUCCCUGGCCAAGCAAUUUGUGUGAAAUUUCAUAAUAAAAUAUGGUACCGGGCUGAAAUACUCAAAGUAAAUCAUGAGCAGGAUAUUGAAGUCUUGUUUGUAGAUAUUGGUAAUUACGAGAAAGUCAGUUUAGCAAAUAUUCGAAAGUUGAAUUUAGAAUUAUUGAAUUUUCCAUGUCAAGCAUACAAAUGUUGUCCAUAUGAAACGGGAAAUAUUUUGAACGGUGUGCCGAAAGAAGAAGUACUUUCUUUGUUUCAAGAAUUGACUUUAGGGAAAAAUCUAAAAGCUCAAGUGCAAGCACUUACUGAAGAUAACAGUUACGUUAUAACAUUAUAUGAAAUGGAUUCAAAUAUUUCAGUUUUUCAAAAAAUGGAGUCCAAAAUUUUAUCUGCUAGUACAGUUCCUGUGUCUGAUGUAGAAAAUCUUUUUGUUACAAGUUUCACUUCACCUAGUUUAUUCUUUGCUCAAUUUGAAAAGCUUGAUUCAAACUUGCUUAGUGAAAUGCAAGAACAAAUAAAUGAAUUAUAUGGCAGCAAAAGGAACCUCAAAUACAUUCCUAUGGUAGGAAAUUUGGUUUGUGCUAAAUAUGAGGAGGAUAAUCAAUUUUACAGAGCCAUAGUGAUAAGUUUCAAAGGCUCUCAAUUUGAGGUGUUCUUUAUCGAUUAUGGAAAUCGAUGUAUAGUUUCUUUGCAUGAUAUACAUCCCAUAACAAAGGAAUUCAUUAAAUUUCCUGCCUUUGGAAUUGAGUGUUCUUUAGAAUCUUACCCACCUGGUACUCCUGUUGAUAAACUCUGUAGCUUAAUGUUAGAAAAUUCCAUUCAAGCCAGAAUGAUUGCAGAAAAAGAUAAGAAAUGGCUUAUAACGUUAACUGAUGAUUUUCCUAAUAAUGUAGCAAUUUUAGAACUGUUAAGGCAGCAUGAAAAUGUUGUACCUCGUCCCAUACAUGGUAUAGGUGGCUUCCAAGAUAACAGAACUAGAAAGGGAAGUAAAUACCAAUCUAAAAUCAAUGAAGGAGAUGAAAUCCAACCAAGAUUAGACAUGAAACAAUCGUAUAAAAAGGAGCAGGUUAUCAGAAAUCAGAUGCCCCGGGAAUCAGAAAACAUAGUGAAAACAAAGGAGUCUAAAGUAUUUCAGAAUUAUGAUGUUAUUGAAAUUCCUCCUAAUGCAUACAGAAAUGUUUAUGUAUCUCACGUAGUAAGUCCCAGCGAAUUUUUUUGUCAAAUUGAAGAAGAUAGUCCUAAGCUUCUAGUACUCAUGAAAGAUAUUGAAGAUAUGUAUACAUUUUUAAAUGAUAAUGAUUUAAAACUUUCAACAUUUGCUCUUAAUUCUCCCUGUUGUGCUAUUUUUCAAGAAGAUGGUGUAUGGUAUCGAGGACAGAUCAAAAAAAUAAAUUCAAAUUCAUGUGAUAUUUAUUUUGUAGACUAUGGUAAUACUGAUAUAGUUCCUAGCUCUAAAAUUAAAAUGCUGAAAACUGAAUUGCUUUCUUUACCACCGCAAGCUAUACGAUGUAAGUCAUUCAAUAUUAUACCUAAAACAGGAGCUUGGAGUGAUGCUGACAUUGAAGCCUUCCAAACAAUGACUUUAGAUAAAUCAUUCGUUGCCCAGUUUGUUGAACAGGAUGACCAUGGUGUAUAUUCUGUUAAUCUGGUUAGUAUUGGUAAAUUACAGGAAGAUGUUUUAAAUAAGGAGUUUGUAGAUUUAGGUCAUGGGCAACUGGCAGAUUCCAGUAAAAUUUUAGUUUUAAAUUCACAUGCAGCUUCAAGUAAUUUAACAUAUAAAUCUCUUGACAUAAAAAUUGGCUCAACAGAGCCUGUUAAAGUAACAUAUGGUUUAAACCCAGGAGAAAUAUUUUGUCAGCUGAAGUGCUAUAGCAAAGAAUUUGAGACUAUGAUGCGUAAUUUACAGGAUUAUUAUAAUAAAGUAAAUGAAGCAGAAGCUUUAGUAGAUCGACCACAUCCCGGAAUGAUUUGUGUUGCCCAAUUUUUCUUAGACUCUGCAUGGUAUCGAGCAGAAAUAAAGAAAGUAGAAAAGACAACUAUUGUGAUAUUUUAUGUUGAUUAUGGCAAUUGUGAAACUGUAGACAGGAAAAAAAUUCGCUGCAUUUUGCAAGAUUUCACAUUGCUUCCUACUCAAGCUGUUAGAUGUCGGAUCAGAGGUAUUAAACCACCUGGAAGAGCGUGGCCUUGUAAUGAAAAUAUGGGUAAAUAUUUUGAAGGAAAUGCUGAAUGUAAAUUUAUUGAAAAAGAUGACGAUUAUUAUUAUAUUGAUUUAACAUGCAAUGUGGAAAAUGUAGCUCAGAGACUUGUAAAAGAUAGGCUAGCUGUAUUUGAUGAAGGUAUUUCUGAAAGUGAACAGAUAUCAGUUGAGAAUAACAAGACAACUAUUCCAUAUAAAUCUAAAGCUGCAAGUACUUUGCCAGAAAGGGAGCAAGCUUUUGUUCCUGGCCAGUUGAUAUCAGUCAUUGUUUCAUACAUUGAAAGCCCCAGUAAAUUUUGGUGUCAGUCACUUGAUGAAUCCGAUAUGCUAGAGAAACUCAUGAGUGACAUUGAUGGAGUGUUCUCACAGAAAAAUUCAGUAUCAUCUGAUCUAUCUGCAUUAACUGUUGGUAGUUAUUGUAUGGCAAAAUUUUCUGAGGAUGAAGCAUGGUAUAGAGCUCAAGUCAAAGCCCAUGUGCCUGGAAGUGGAUAUGAAGUAUUUUUUAUAGAUUAUGGAAAUUCUGAAACUGUGCUUGAAUCUGAGGUUGCAACUAUCACAUCUGAUUUUAUGAAACUUCCUCCAUUGUGCUUUGAAUGUCAAUUGUUACAUGCACCUGCUGGCAGCAGUCUAGAUAAUAAUACUACAUUUCAAAAUCUUAUUGAUGAAGCUGAAGAAAUUACUGCUAAAAUAGAAGUAUCCUGUAAGAAUGUAUAUGUUGUUACAUUGUUAUAUGAUAAAGAUUCAGAAGAAGUUAAUAUAAACAAUGUUCUUUUUGGUUCAAGUGGUGAUGCACCUGAGGCUGUAUCAAAGGAUGCAUGUUUUUUAUCACCUGAUGUACCUCUUGGAUUGCAGGAUGGAUAUAUAACUGUCGUGAACUCGCCACAAGAUUUCUAUAUCCAGCUUUAUAGCUGUGAGGAUAGUUUAGCAGACCUUUCUACUAAAUUGUCUGAUGUUUGUGAAGCAAUGACAGAUGAUAAAACCUCAGUUCAGAACCCAUAUAUUGGUUUAGCAUGUUGUGCUAAAUUUUCUGAAGAUAAUAACUGGUAUAGAGCUGAAAUUCUUAAUUUAACAGAUACUACAUCUAGUGUUCUUUUUGUUGAUUAUGGAAAUGUAGAUGAUGUUCCUAAGACUUCAUUAAAAAUUCUUACUGAGGAUUAUCUUCAAAUUCCACCAUAUGCAAUUAAAUGCAAAUUAAAUGGCAUUGUCCCUGUUGCUGAGCAAUGGUCAGAGGAGGCCAUUACAACUUUUCAGGAUAUGGUUCUUGAUUCUCCACUUGCAAUAACCUUCAUUUCUAAGGAUAUACCAGCUAUUGUAAAUGUUGCCAAAGAUGACAAAGAUGUUGCUCAGUAUCUUGUCGAUAUGGAAUUAGCUAAUGUUGACACCUGCACUGAAGCAGAAGAAGCUUAUGCUGAGGAUCACUUAACUUCUCCAUUGGAGGAACAGUUUUCUCUCUCUAAUGACCAGAGUUAUCCUAACCGUAAGCUUAGCUCAUCAAAACUCUUAGUUAAAAUUUCUUAUGUUGAUACUUACAAUAAAUUUUAUGUCAUACCCUUGGAAUUAAGUACUGAACUGGAUACAAUAACUAAAACUCUUGAACUUCUUUAUCGGCCGGAUGCUGAUAAGCCACCAGUACCUAUUGAACCUGAAGACAUUAAGGGAAACAUGCCUUGUGUUGCAAAGUGUGGAGAGGGAACAUGGUGUAGGGCUAUAAUAACAGAAGUAGAUGGAGAUAAUAUAUAUGUUACUCUAGUUGAUCAUGGAAAUCCAGAGCUGUUAUGUAUAAAAAAUCUCAGAGCUAUUAAUCCAGAACUUGUUGAAAUACCUCCUGUAGCUGUAGAAUGCAGUUUAUUUGGGGUCCAAGCUAUAGAAGGAAAUGAAAAAAAAAUAACAACUAAACUAGAUGAAUAUUUUUUAGAGGAAACGGAGCUAAUGAUGGAAAUUUGUGAAUCUAAGCCUUAUAAAGUUAAACUGAACUGUAAUGGUGAUUUUGCUGAAAUGUUGAUUGCAGAAGGUUUGGCCAAAUUUGAUAUCUCUGCAAAAACUGAGCAGGUCACAGAUAAUUUCGUAAGUGGUUCAAGUAUAAUAGCUGAUGAAGAGCCCCCUAAAGUGAAGAAUAUCAUGACUACCUAUUCUGUCACUGGAUUAGAUGAAAUGUUGGGGAAUGUUAAAUAUGCUGAAAUUGUGAAUGAUUUAAUUAUUUUGCAUGUAGUACCAGUUGAUGCAGACUUAAAGUUAGAAGUCAUGCAGGAAAGGUUACAAACUGUUUAUAACGAAUCUGGAAACAAAGUAAUACAGGUGAAGGAAAUGGACUUUUGUGUUGCUAAAUACACUGAAGAUGAAAGUUGGUAUCGAGCCAAAGUUAUAGCAUGCUGUGAUGACAAAGUAAAAGUUCAGUUUAUAGAUUACGGAAACUGUGACACUGUAGACACGGAAAAUAUUUGUGAACUUUUGCCUGAAUUUGUUGAGGCAUGCCAAUUUUCAAUCAAGUUCUGUCUUUCUGGUUUUAAGAUGUUUGAAAACAAAAGUGAGGAACUUCAGAAUAAAUUAGAUGAAUAUGUAUAUAAUGAACCACUGCUUUUGAAGUUAUGUAAAUAUAAGCAUGGUGUGCCUGGAAUAUGUACUGCAAAGGUUCUUUUCGGAGAUACUGACCUCGCAGAACUGCUUGUUAAUGAAGAGCUUUUAUUUCAGCAAUAUGUUUUAAAUUCUGAGCUUGACAAAAGUUUUGAAGCAACAAUGGAACAUAAUAAAGGUGGUAUAUUGUAUGUGCUCCCUGUAAAAUUGAAAGAAGAUCGUGUUAAUUUUCAGACUGAACUAGAAAAAUAUUGUAAUAAAUGUGAAAUGGUUACCAGUUUUAAUAAAUGGCAUUUGUAUGCUGCCAAAUACAAUGAACACUGGUUUCGUUCAAUUGUCCUGAGUUGCUCAUCUGAUGAAGCUGAUGUCAAAUUUGUUGAUUUUGGCCAGGAGGCUAGGGUAAAAAUCUCUGAUUUAGUAUCAUUACCUGAUGAAAUGAGUCAUCAACCUGUAUUUUUGCAGCCAUGUGUUGUGAAAGAAAUAAAAGGUGUCUUAGAUGAUAGUUAUGAAAAAAUAUUGGACAAGAUUCCAUCUGAUACUGCAGUUUUUUGUGAAUUGCUGGAAACUCGAUCAUAUCCACUUGCUGUAAAAUUAUCAUUUAUUGAUCCUGAAUUUUCAUUGCUAACUGACAGUGCUGAUGAAGCAUCAAAAACAUACUGUGAUUCUGUAGAAAAGGAAGAUGCUGAGAAUGCCAUAAAAUCAGAAUCUGACAAUGAAUCCCAACCACAGUUAAAUGAUAAUGAUGAAUCUUCAUUAAUUCAUGAUUUGAAUUCAAAUACUCAGGGUCCAAAAAUUAACGAAGAAUUGGAACCUCCAAAUAAUAAGUAUUCUGAUAAGUCUGAUGAUUUGGGAUUUGAUGAUUCUGUUAUAAAUUCUCAAAAUUUGCAACCCAUCUUAAAUGACCUAAGUACGAAAGAAGUUGAAGUUUCAAAUGAAGAAACCAAACUAGAGAAACAAUUUACUGAUUUUGCUAAAGGUGAUGAUUUCGAUAAUUUUGUGAAUAGAGAUGAAUAUAUAUUAGGUGAUGAGCACCAUGAUAAUUUUUCAGAAAAUGAACCUUUUUCAAAUGAUAAGGAGGUGAACCAAAAAAUAGAUGAUGAAAAUUCAGAUGAAUUCAAAUUACCUGCUGAGCAGUUUGAAUCAGUUCCAGAGUUAGAUGAAUAUGAAGGUAUCAAAAGGAAAGAUGAAAUCUUGCCAUCACUUAACGCCAAGGAUUCUGGUUAUAAUUUAGAAAAUAGCAAUGAAAUGAUUGAAGAUAAUCAUGAUGUAUUAUAUGGUAAUGAUAUUCCUGAAUAUAAAGAAAGUAUAAAUGCUAGCAGAGAACCCAUGCAGCUUAUGAACACUACAGUAAAUGAUAUUUCUAAUGUUGAGACUAGUUUUGCUAAUAAAGUUCCUAAACCUUCUGAUUGUGAAACAUUUGUUGAAGGAUCAACAGAUAAUCGCCACUUAUCAGGAUCUGUUAAGGUUAUUGUGUCUAGUAUAGCAAUAUCUGAUGACGGUUCCAUUAUCUUAGCUGUGAUACCUAUGCAAUUUCAAGAGCAGCUGUCUAAUUUUAACAGCGACCUAAAUUUAGCUUAUUCUUCCAAAGAUUUAUCUUCUAGUUAUAAUCCAGAAUCAAAAUUUUGUGCUGUGUUUACAGAUGAAAACGAAUGGCGGAGAGCUCAGGUAAUUCAUGAAGAAGAAAAAUUGACAGUUUCAUUCAUUGAUUAUGGAGUCAUAGACAGUGUUGACAUCAGCACAGCUCAAGAUUUAGAUCCAAAGUUUACUAGCAUUCCACCAUUUGCUGUGUGGUGUACUCUUGCUGCUAUUUCAUGUUCUUCUGAUAAAAGUAUUACAACAAAAGAAUACCUGGAAAAUACUGUAAAAAGUAAAGAAGCAGUAAUUACAAUAAUUGAGGAUAAUGAACCUUAUCAAGUUAGCUUAUAUGUUGAUGGUUUGGACAUUGUAAAUGAAUUAUUUUUAAAUGAUAUGGUGGGUUGUAAAUUUGGUACAGCUAACAUUGAACCAGGUCAUUACAGUGCAAAGAUGUCACAUUUAACUACUGAACUCAAACAUUUAGAAUUAUUUGUAAAUCUGAUCCCACAAUGGGAGUGUUUUGAGAGACUUCAAUCUAGCAUGCAAAAUGCAUAUAGUGUAAAAAAUGAGAAAACGCAAGUAAGAAAAUUGCAGGCAUAUGCUGUAUGGCAUAAUGGCAAAUGGUCUAGAUGUACGAUUUUAUCUUGUGAUGAUGAAAUUAUUCUUAAUUUGAUAGACUCUGGAGAAAAAAUUUCUUACUCUUCAACUUUAUGCCCUCUUUUGCCAGAACACUGUUUGCAUCCUCCUUAUGCAAUUCCUUGUGAAAUUCCUUCAUUCCUAUGCACAGGCCAGAAAGAUACAGCAGAUAUGUUGAAUGAUAUCUUUAGUAGUGGAUUUCUUGUUUAUGUUGAAAGAGAUGUUCAUACAAACAGUUUGGUCUCUAGGUUAGAAGAUACUACUAUAUUAAUUAGACUCAAAAGCAUGCAAGAAAUACUUUCAUGUCCUGACCUAGAAGAAUCUACAUCUGAUCAAGAUUUUGAUCAAGGUGAAACUGCCCAAGAAACAAUAAAUGUUUCUCAUAGCGAUACAUCUGAACAAGAUUUUGAUCAAAGUGAACCUGCACAAGAAACAAUAAAUGUUUCCCACAACGACACAUUUGAACAAGAAUUUGAUCAAAGUGAAACUGCCCAAGAAACAAUAAAUGUUUCUCAUAGCGACACAUCUGAACAAGAUUUUGACCAAAGUGAACCUGCCCAAGAAACAAUAAAUGUUUCUUAUAAUGACUCAUAUUUAAAGUCUGAUGAAAUGCAAGAGCAAAAAGAAGAAUGUCCCCAGAAUGAAACAGAACCUUUUACUGAAAAGAUAGAAAAUCCACAAGCUGAUGACAAGAUAACACAGAAAGAGGAGUUAAGAUCUGAAUUACCUCAUGUUGUCUCUGAUUCAUUUCGUUCUGAACAAGAGGAAAAUAAGGAAGUGGCAUCAAAUGAUUGCUUAGAAAAAGAUGGAUCUGAAAAAGAUGACAUCAAUGAAUGUGAUGUGAGAGAAACUUCACAGGCUAUUGCCGAUUCAUUAGAUUUUGAGAAGAGAGAAGAAAAAGAACUGAGAGUAAAAGAGGCAUUAGAAGACAAUUUAAAAAAUGAAGUUGUGUCAGAAAAUGCACACAUUGAUUCUGAAUUACGUGCAUGUGAUGCAGAACAGGAAAGUAUUUCAAAAUGUGAACAGUUUCAUGAGAGUUUUAGAAAGACUGAAUUACUAGAAACAACACAUUCAUCUUCAUCUAACAAACCAGAAAAAGAAGAAAUAAUAGGUUAUUUAAAAGAAUCAUUUUCCACUCAGCCAUUGCAAGAGUGCAGUGAAAGAAUAGACUAAAUAUCAUUUCGUGUGGAUUUUAUCAUUUGCUUUGCAGAUUAAAAAUUGCUAUUUGUUGAAAAUGUGUUAUUCUUAAUUCAUUUUAUGACUCAUCUUACAUCAGAGUUCUUCAUUUUCUUUUAUUGAUCAGAAAUGAAAAUGAAUAGUCAUAAAACUCAAGUAAUUUCUAAAGAAACUUAUGUGCAAAUGUUAUUCAUAUUAAAAUUACUCUGUUAUCUCAUAUGCUCAUGUUUCAACUGUAUACUAGAAGACAUUUUGAUAUUUGUAUUACUUUUUUUCCUGCUAAGUUACUGUUUGAUAUUUUCCUGUUCAAAUAAAUAUAAAUUUCUAUA
Stegodyphus dumicola is the source of this 9931-nucleotide messenger RNA. RefSeq names its product tudor domain-containing protein 15-like. Lineage: Eukaryota; Metazoa; Arthropoda; Arachnida; Araneae; Eresidae. The record is from RefSeq and is a predicted model, not a curated record.